This is a messenger RNA of Penicillium verhagenii, 1326 nucleotides long. RefSeq names its product ICE2 family protein. The coding region runs from base 1 to 1326 and encodes 441 amino acids. Gene Ontology annotation, cellular component: endoplasmic reticulum membrane; perinuclear endoplasmic reticulum; cortical endoplasmic reticulum. The record is from RefSeq and is a predicted model, not a curated record. Gene Ontology annotation, biological process: septin ring assembly; endoplasmic reticulum inheritance. The transcript is spliced from 2 exons. Lineage: Eukaryota; Fungi; Ascomycota; Eurotiomycetes; Eurotiales; Aspergillaceae.
AUGUGGCUCUUUCGAGUCUUCUCGUCGGCCGUGUUCCUCGUCGUCACGGUCUCUUCUAUCCCUCUGGCCUUUGACGUGGGCGGAAAGACAUGUGGUCUGGCCUUCUCCCUAUCUCUCGCGACCUUCUACUUCCUCUUCUCGAUAUUGCGCCUCAUCACUCCUGAACGCUCAUGGUUCCGUUCCUCACUCGUCGCCGUCAUUCGCUCUACACAAUGGAUCCUGAUUCCAAUCUUGUUGAUUUGGUCCCUGAAUCGCUUUUCGGUCGACCCGGAGAAUAGCAGCGGGUGGGUGGAGCGCACCUUCAGCGGGAACCGAGCGCAAGAUAGCUCCAUUCACGAAUGGCUCUUCGGUCGGGAUGGCUUGGUUGAAACUGUCACCCUGGGUAACUGGGAUCGACUCCUGCGAUGGUCUACCCCUGUAUUCCAACUUGCAGAGGGCUUCUGCAGCCUUUUGGUUAUUCAAGCCGCCGGUCAAAUCACCCGGUGGCUCGUGAACCGAGGCGGGCGCAGUGACAGCUGGAUGAUUGGACUCCUCGUCUUAUCGGCUACGGUCAUCUCAAGCUCCGUCUACUUCCUUUGGCGCGUUCUCCAGUUCCCGGAGAUUUCCAACGUCGAUGCGGCCCUAAUCGGUGUCUCUGUCACUUGCGCAGUCAUUUUGUGCGCCUGGGGAAUCGGUAGUGGGCGUGGAAACCCGGUCGAAAGCUCCCUGCUGUUCGCCUAUAUUGUCCUCUGCAUCUACCAGAUAUUUACCGACUACCAACCAUCGUACCCGGUCGAACAGAUUCCAUCUCCCACUCAGGCAGGUGACUUCCCUCCGCUUCCACCAAUCUUCAUGGCAUCGUAUACCACUCUCAUGCAUGCCUUGUCUCUCUUGCCCUCGAUCAUCCACGCUGCCUUCAAUGUGAUCACGGCCGUUUUCAGUGCGGUGACACCGUCGGUUUUGAUCUCUCUCGCCUACCGCCUCUCGGUUCUAUAUGCAUCAACCCGUAUCAUCCCAGCAGUGCGUGAAUCCGGAGCCCGCGCGCUCUCUCAGGAGGCUUCUCUUGAAGAUGCCGAUGCCGCAGGCCAAGUCCUGGCACUCCUAAGCUACUUCUCACCGUCGAUCCUCAUCGCUGUUUACACCAGUCUUUUGAUGCAGCAUUUCUCGUCUACUUCACAAGCAAUGGGAGGCGUCGGCGUAUGGUGGAGCACUCAGGCCGCGGGCGGAAACAACCUCUGGCGGUGGAUCAACCUAGCCUGCACUACAGCAUUAUAUGCAGUUGAGCUUUGGCUCGGAGAACAUAACGACCUUGACAAUGGACUUACUGGCCAUUGGAAAACCGACUGA